Protopterus annectens (West African lungfish) is the source of this 2359-nucleotide messenger RNA. Its product is annotated as extracellular calcium-sensing receptor-like. NCBI's taxonomy places the organism in Eukaryota, Metazoa, Chordata, Ceratodontiformes, Protopteridae. Gene Ontology annotation, molecular function: G protein-coupled receptor activity. The coding region runs from base 1 to 2259 and encodes 752 amino acids. The transcript has 5 exons. Gene Ontology annotation, biological process: G protein-coupled receptor signaling pathway. The record is from RefSeq and is a predicted model, not a curated record. Gene Ontology annotation, cellular component: membrane.
AUGGGAAAAACUAACCAGAUGUUUAAAAAACGUGUAAAAAGACAUCAAAGGGACAUCAUCAAUAAAGACAUACACAAUGCUUUGGCUUCCCACAUAGAAGCCAACAGAGGACAUUUGUUUUUGUUUAAAGUUAUUGAAAAUAUCUAUACUGGACCAAGAAAGGGUGAUAUCGAAAAUCUGACUGAGCUAAGAGAAACAAAAUGGAUAAUCAACUCGAGAGCGGUUCAACCUCCAGGUCUGAAUAGUGUCAUUCCUUUAAAACCAGUCUUGAAGCUGAGAAGACCGACUAUAAGUUACUGGGCAACCGUAGCAGCCUUGAGUGACAAGAAUCAGUUUCCUUCCUUUUUGCGUACUGUUCCCAGUGACCAGUUCCAGUCCAUUGGUGCUGCACGACUGAUCUCAUAUUUUGGUUGGACUUGGGUAGGGAUGCUAGCUGAGGAGAGUGAUUAUGGUCAACAAGGGAGCCAGUUAGUGAAACAGCAGCUUUCUAAAGCUGGAGUCUGUCUGGCAUUUGAAGAAACCAUCCCAGUAGUUUAUGCAGAACACAAGAGCAAAAUAAUAAUCAGCACUAUAACUAAAUCAACAGCAACAGUUAUCAUAGUCUUCUCCACUGAGAAACCAUUCAAUCCUUUAAUGGAGGACAUUGCAAAAUACAACAUAACUGGAAAAGUCUGGAUUGCAACAGAAGGUUGGUCUGUUUCUCCCAAGUUUACAGAAAAAGAACUCUUUAAUACAUUCCACGGAACACUUGGGAUCCUGUUCCCUAAUUACGAGAUGCCAAAGUUUAAGGAUUACCUUUUGGGCAUUCAUGCAUCUAAAUAUUCACACGAUAUUUUUCUAAACAGUUUCUGGGAAAAUGCUUUUGGUUGCCAAUGGGUCAGCUUGAUAAAAAAUUUUACUCAGGGCAGAAAAGCCGGGGAUCAAAGCAGCGUUUGCACUGGGUAUGAAAGUCUUGGUGAUAUUGAGAAAAACUGUUUCCUGGAUCUGCUUCAUUACUUGAAGAAUGUGUACUUUCAAACAAGAGAGCAGAAGGCCUUUUUCUUUGAUGCUAAUGGUGACCCUCCUGCUGUGUACAGUGUCCUGAACUGGCAGGUAACAGGUGAAGGGACUGCUAGAUACACUGAAGUUGGACUUUUUGAUUCUAGUGCUUCAGCAGAUGAGGAUCUCAGCAUCAACAACAGCAUGAUUGUAUGGAAUGGUGCUGAAAGACAGAUUCCUGUCUCCAGGUGUAGUGCAAGUUGUUAUGCAGGAUUUCGGAAAUCAACCCAACCAGGACAGCCACUCUGCUGCUAUGUCUGUGUCCAAUGUUCUGAUGGCGAGAUCUCCAAUGAAACUGAUUCAAAUGACUGUCUCAAGUGUUCUGGAACUCAGUGGUCAAGCAGCAGACGAGAUCAAUGUGUGCCAAAAAUCAUUGACUUUCUGUCCUACAAUGAACCAUUAGGGGGCAGCCUGGCUGCAGUUAGCAUCUGUAGUGCUGUGAUAGUUUCUCUUACACUGAUGAUCUUCAUCAAAUAUCGGAAUACUCCUAUUGUUAUGGCAAACAACCAGAAGCUUAGCUACCUUCUCCUAGUCUCCUUACUUCCCUGCUCUCUCUGUUCCCUGGCAUUCAUUGGACAACCAAGAGAUCUGAGUUGCAUGCUCCGACAACAGAUUUUUGGAAUAUUCUUUGCAUUGGCCAUUUCUUGUAUACUGGCUAAAACAGUAACAGUUGUUAUUGCAUUCAGCUCUAUAGACAUGAGCAGUGACUUAAGAAAGUGUGUAGGGCCCAGACUGCCGAAUUCGAUUGUCAUUGUGUCUACUUUGUUACAAACUGCAGUGUGUAUCACAUGGCUAUCCUGGUCACCACCUUUCUGUGAAACUAAGUCAUCAUCCUCACAUCAGUGGAAACUGAUUAUCCAAUGCAAUGAAGGAUCUGUUGUUGCAUUCUGGGGCAUGCUGGGAUACCUGGGAUUCCUGGCUAGUGUAAGUUUUAUUAUUGCCUUCCUUGCCCGAAGCCUGCCAGAUAGCUUUAAUGAAGCAAAGUUCAUUACAUUUAGCAUGUUGGUCUUUGUGAGUGUCUGGUUUUCAUUUAUCCCAGCCUACCUGAGCACCACUGGGAAGUAUAUGGUUGCUGUAGAGAUAUUUGCCAUUGUCUCUUCAAGUGCGGGACUCCUUGUGUGCAUAUUUUUCCCAAAAUGUUAUAUCAUACUGCUACAACCACACAGGAAUAGUAAGAAAUAUCUAAUGGGGAAAGGACAAUUUAACAGAAAUCAUUGUUAAAGCUUCUUCAAGAUAAAAUUAACAAUAGCAGAUAAAGGGCCAUAUUGUAAGAGACCAGACUAUCAUUGACUCUGCCAUGUUUUCACUGCUUUAGCCUCUA